Messenger RNA from Myotis lucifugus (little brown bat), 5086 nucleotides. RefSeq names its product eukaryotic elongation factor 2 kinase. The transcript is spliced from 17 exons. The record is from RefSeq and is a predicted model, not a curated record. Bases 77 to 2257 code for a protein of 726 amino acids. Lineage: Eukaryota; Metazoa; Chordata; Mammalia; Chiroptera; Vespertilionidae. Gene Ontology annotation, molecular function: ATP binding; calmodulin binding; elongation factor-2 kinase activity. Gene Ontology annotation, biological process: protein phosphorylation.
GGCCUUCUCCGCAGCAGCUGCCCAGGAACUCUGGCUGUGCCACCCCCCCCUUGGGUACCACGGGCACCCUGGGAGCAUGGCCGACGAAGACCUCAUCUUCCGCCUGGAAGGCGUUGGCGGCAGCCAGACCUCCAGGGCCGGCCAUGACGGGGACUCUGACACAGACAGCGACGACGACGAAGAGUACUUCAUCUGCCCCAUCACCGACGACCCCCGGGCACACCAGCAUGGCAGCUGCCAGGUUGGUGACUACUGCAGCGACCUAAGGAAAAGCGAGCAGCACGGCUUCGGCGCCUCCCCGGGGAGCUCCUUCAAUAUCAAGGAAGCUUGGAAGCAUGCCGUCGAGAAGGCCAAGCACAUGCCCGACCCCUGGGCUGAGUUCCACCUGGAGGACAUCGCCACCGAGUAUGCCACGCGCCACAGGUACAACGCUGUCACCGGGGAGUGGCUGGAGGACGAGGUUCUGAUCAAGAUGGCCUCUCAGCCCUUCGGCCGCGGAGCGAUGAGGGAGUGCUUCCGGACGAAGAAGCUGUCCAACUUCCUGCACACCCAGCAGUGGAAGGGCGCCUCCAACUACGUGGCAAAGCGCUACAUUGAGCCGGUGGACAGGAACGUGUACUUUGAGGACGUGCGUCUACAGAUGGAGGCCAAGCUCUGGGGAGAGGAGUACAAUCGGCACAAGCCCCCCAAGCAGGUGGACAUCGUGCAGAUGUGUGUGGUGGAGCUGAAGGACAGGCCGGGCUCGCCCCUCUUCCACCUGGAGCACUACAUCGAGGGCAAGUACACCAAGUACAACUCCAACUCGGGCUUCGUCCGUGAUGACGCGCGCCUGACGCCGCAGGCCUUCAGCCACUUCACCUUUGAGCGUUCCGGCCACCAGCUGAUCGUGGUGGACAUCCAGGGUGUGGGCGACCUCUACACCGACCCACAGAUCCACACCGAGAAGGGCACUGACUUUGGAGAUGGCAACCUAGGUGUCCGGGGCAUGGCGCUCUUCUUCUACUCCCACGCCUGCAACCGCAUUUGCAAGAGUAUGGGCCUCACUCCCUUCGACCUGUCACCGAGAGAGCAGGACGCAGUGAAUCAGAACACCAAGCUGCUGCAAUCAGCCAAGACCAUCUUGAGGGGGACAGAGGAAAAGUGUGGGAGCCCCCUAGUGAGGACCCUCUCUGGGAGCCGGCCACCCCUGCUCCUCCGCCUGUCAGAGAACUCUGGAGACGAGAACAUGAGCGACGUGACCUUCGACUCUCUCUCUUCCUCCCCAUCUUCAGCCACGCCACACAGCCAGAAACUGGACCACCUCCAUUGGCCAGUGUUCAGCGACCUGGACAACAUGGCUCCCCAAGAUCACGACCAUCCCGACAACCACCGGGACUCUGAGAACAGUGGGGACAGCGGAUACCCCAGUGAGAAGCGGGGUGAGCUGGAUGACCCAGAGCCCCGAGAACAGGGCCACUCGAACGGUAGCCAGCGGGACCGGGACGAGUCGGACGAAGACAGCCUGGGCAGCUGCGGACGGGUCUGUGUGGAGAAGUGGAACCUCCUUAACCCCGCCCGCCUCCACCUGCACAGGCCUUCCACCGUGGCCCUGGAAGUGCGCAGGCUUAAUGCUCUGGACCUUGGCAAGAGAAUCGGGAAGUCCGUUCUGGGGAAGGUCCAUCUGGCCAUGGUGCGAUACCACGAGGGCGGGCGCUUCUGUGAGAAGGACGAGGACUGGGACCGUGAGUCGGCCAUCUUCCACUUGGAGCACGCAGCCGACCUGGGCGAGCUGGAGGCCAUCGUGGGCCUGGGACUCCUGUACUCGCAGCUGCCCCACCACAUCCUGACCGACGUCGCUCUGAAGGAGACGGAAGAAAAUAAAACCAAAGGAUUUGAUUACUUACUGAAGGCGGCUGGCGCUGGUGACAGACAGUCCAUGAUCUUGGUGGCACGAGCUUUUGACACUGGCCAGAACCUCAGCCCAGACAGGUCCCGAGACUGGCCAGAGGCUCUGCACUGGUACAGCACUGCCCUGGAGAAAACGGACUGUGACGAGGGCGGCGAGUAUGACGGGAUGCAAGACGAGCCCCGGUACACGCUGCUGGCCAGGGAGGCCGAGAUGCUGUCUGUGGGCGGCUUCCGGCUGCAGAAGGACCCGCAGAGGUCAGGCGACUUGUACACGCAGGCGGCCGAGGCAGCGAUGGAAGCCCUGAAGGGCCGGCUGGCCAACCAGUACUACCAGAAGGCGGAGGAGGCCUGGGCCCAGAUGGAGGAGUAACGAGCCAGGAAGAUCACCUGGGCCAGUCCCCACACAAGGGCUAGAGGGGAAAAGACCCACCGACUCAUCUAGGGGCUAUUUGGGGGGAUUUUUAGUGUGUUUACAUCAACUUUUGUACAUCAUUCUGUGACUCAUAAAAACGUCCUUUGCUAUCAGCAAAGACACAUAGCUGUCCCCCAGGGUGGUGUUUUGGGGCGUGGGGAUUGAAAAAGCAGCCUAAUGAGCCGGCAUGUGGAUUUGAGGUUCUUUUGUCACAAGAUGCAAGAAAGUGCUUUUGGAAAACCUUAGGACUUUGCUCCCCAGCAUUUUCAGGCUGGACUGCAGUCUCAGCCCACAGGGCCUGUGUCCUGAGUCGGAUGAGGAUGUGUUGCUGCCCGUGGACGCUCCGUGAGCUCUCCGCGGGGCGUACGGUCCCAACGUAGUGCACAGCCUCUCCUCAGCACUUGGAAGCACGCACGGCGUUGCUCCGUGCAAGUGAGAUGGCACAGCGCCCGGGCCCUCUUCUGCCGUGGGAGGGGGAGGGCCCGCACAUGGACUGUUUUCUUACCUUUUAGUUUAAUUUCCUUCCUGAAAUGCAACUGAUUUUCUGGAAUACAGCCGAAUUCCAUUUUGAAGCAUGGUUUCUACAGGGGGCUCUCCAAACAGGUUUGGUUUGUACACACGCUUUCCUGCCUCUGAGUGCUCCGUCAGCGCGUGUGGGAGUGGGUGCGCCUAAGGCUCCCACAGGGAAGGACCGUGGCCGGCGUGGCCAAGCCCUCCCUCCAAGCAGCAUGUACUCUGCAUCUUGGGCAGCAUCCACAGUGGCUCCAGCCGCCCUGGCACAGGACCCCCUCGUGUUCUCUCGGCAGCUGAUGUCCAGCCCUGUCCUUGGCAUCUUCUGCUUGAAGCCUGCUUUCCAGUCACUCACAGCAGGUGCUUGCAGCAGCAGCACUUCAGGUUUAUCUGCCACGUUGGAGAACGAGGCGGCAAGAACUAACUAUAAACACUCCUUGACCAGUUUCCACACGGCCAGGCACUGGCUAAUUGUACAUAAGGAGCUUUUUCUUCAGAAAGAUUUCAGCCUGACCCGUAGUUCACUCCCCCAGCCUGAGAGUGGGAAGCUGCUGGACGAGCAGCGUUGACAUGGGAAAGCCUGCAGAGGAUGGUUAAGGCUGUGCCACUUGGCAUGAGCACUUGCCAUUGUUUUUGAGGGUUAUUGGGAAGCAGAAAAAAAAGAAAGAUUUCAGCCCUAGCUGGUUUGGCUCAGUGGAUAGAGCAUCAGCCCUCAGAUUGGCCUUGCUGUGGAGCUGUGAACCUGUGCAGCUGGUUUCAAAAGCCAGAGUGUGCCCGGAAGGAAAAGCCCAGCAGAGCCAAGACCACUGGGGCAGUCCUUUGGCGGACCUCUAAGUGGCUGUCCCUCUUUGCAUGUGGGCUUGUCACGGCCAGUUCCCUUUAGAAGCUGGGGCUGAUUGCUCUUUUUCCACUUGCAGCAGAUCGAGUAGUAGUUUUUUGUUUUAAACCAGUUGCAUGCAGUUAAAUUGCAUAUAUUAAAUGUAAGUCCCAAGCAGUUUUACUGUGACUUAUCUCUUCAGGGUGAUCAAGCCUCAUAUAUCCAUGUCCUUUGUUGUCCUUAAUUCAGCCAGUCCCCCCCCACCCUCUCUUCAUUUGCAAAUCAUUUGUUCCCUGAUCACCUCUCUCAGUUCUUAGUUAUGCAUUAGUGCUUUCCUUUAACACUGGGAUCCACAAACUUUUUUGUAAAGGGUCAGAUAGUAAAUAUUUUAGGCCAUAUGCUCUGCAGGGGCUCAGCCCUGCUAUGGUAGAGCAGAAGCAGCCAUAGACAAUUCUUAAAUGAAUGGGCAUGGCUGGUGUUCCAAUAAAACUUUAUUUUGAAAGCAGGUGGCUCACCUGGGCUGUAGUUUUCCAAACCUCUGCUCUAACCCUUGAUUGAGACCUACUGUGUUAGGCUCUGGGCAUGAGCUCUCACAGUUUUCUGACCUUGGCACAGAGUAGGCACUCAGUAAUUGUGAACAAAUGGAGAACCGGUCACUGCACUCACUCUUCGCAGUUAAUGAUGCAGUGUUUGGAUCGGCUUGAACCACCACCCCUGCAUCUGCACCCACCCGCCCACAUGGCCUUAAUGUCGAAGGUGGUGCCCUCUCCUCCCGGAGGUCGCGAUGGCCUGGAUGUAGAGUUAAGCAAAUGCUUCUCUAAGGACCAUUGAGAGUGAAAUGAUCAGUAGGAUGUUGAGAUCCUCCUGAGUCAGAAGAAGACUUUACUUCAUCUUCAAAACCUAGUUUUGUGCUCUUCACCAUCUUUCCUGCGCUCCGGCGGCCGCAGCCAUGAAGGUCGAGCUCUGCGGUUUCAGUUACAAGAUCUACCCUGGACACUCGCGGUGCUACGCCAGUACCGACGGGAAGGUUUUCCCGUUUCUUAAUGCAAAAUGCUAGUCGGCAUUCCUUUCCAAGAGGAAUCCUGGGCAGAUAAACUGGACUGUCCUCUACGGAAGAAAGCACAAAAACGGACAGUCGGAAGAAAUUCAAAAGAAAAGACCCGCCGUGCAGUCAGAUUCCAGAGGGCCGUCACUGGUGCAUCUCUUGCUGAUAUAAUGGCCAAGAGGAACCAGAAACCUGAAGUUAGGAAAGCUCAACGGGAACAAACUAUCAGGGCUGCCAAGGAAGCAAAAAAGGCUAAGCAAGCGCCUAAAAAGACAGCACUGGCUGCUGCUAGGGCUCCCACAAAGGCUGUGCCUGAGCAAAGGGUUGAAGCCUGUGAAGGUUUCUGCUCCCCAUGUUGGUGGGAAGUGCUCAGUUGGCAGAUGAGAUUCUUAAAUAAAGACCUGACUAUAACUAA